Numida meleagris (helmeted guineafowl) is the source of this 3283-nucleotide messenger RNA. It is a transcript of the gene OTOR, whose product is annotated as otoraplin. Bases 2539 to 2937 code for a protein of 132 amino acids. The transcript has 4 exons. Gene Ontology annotation, biological process: cartilage condensation. Gene Ontology annotation, molecular function: protein binding. The record is from RefSeq and is a predicted model, not a curated record. NCBI's taxonomy places the organism in Eukaryota, Metazoa, Chordata, Aves, Galliformes, Numididae.
AUGGGAAGGGGUGGACCCAGGGUCCUCCUCACCCUCAUAUAAGGGUUAGCAGCCAAGAGAGCAGCAUCUCUUCGGAGCUUCUGCUCUUCUUGAGAUGUUAGCAGUCUUUGGACAGGGUGAGCUACCUUCUGUGUUGCUUUUUAAACUAAAUCUUAAUGAGUGCCUUUCUAAGCAUGCUCCUGUUCUGGUAGAAGGCGUUAUCAUCGCCUUCCACUGCUCCGUAGGGAGUUAAUUCAUAAUAUUGGUUUAACUACUUUUAAGGUGACUCAUUUCUCAGAAGUGAGUGCUGGAAAAUUAUAUGUGUUUUCAGAGCAAAAAGCGUGAGUGGGAAUGUUAAACGCCAGCAUGCUCAGAAUAAAUGCAAUACUCAGUCUUCAGCCUCACUGUCAAGGGGACAGCUGCUUUUCAGUGAGAAUAAUUUUGUCUCAUAAAUAAAGAAAAAUAGGUCGCUGGUGUUUUUUUAUUUCUGCUUCUGUUGGUAGAAAUUAGUUAAAAUUUAGACAGCUCUGUUCAGCUUUUUGGUUUUGUCUGUACAGUAAUGGCUGAUAGAAGUCAUUGUAUAGAGGGCACAUGCAAACUUACGGUUUGGGUUGGUUUUGAUUUUCCUAUUGUCUCGUCUUUUGCAGGGAUUUAAUGGUUUAGGAAGAGUUUUCUGGCUCUUUCCAAAGACACGACUGAUAAGCUUGAUGGUCUGCUUUUAGGCAGGCUUUACAAAAUGUGUGUCCUAGUAUUUGUGUGGUUUUUGUUUUUUUUUCCUCCUUUGUUUGAAACACUUAAAGGUUUUGUUGAACACAAAAUUUGCUAAAUGCAGUGAAGUAAUCCAAUGUAGUUUUGGGAAAAUCUUCAAAAGCUGAGGUGUUCUCUUCAGGUGGUGAAGAUACAAGACGUAGAAAGAUGUUUUAGCUUAAGAGAAUAAUGAAACCUGAACUAUAUUUUUGGUGAAACUCACUGGAUUUUCCAUGGUGUUGUCUAGGAGAAUUGUAGUCAGGCUCUUGGGAGAUUAAUAUCUGAGAAGUGGUAUCGUAGUGUUUGUGUUUAUCAUGUUGUGCUAUUCCUCAGUUCUUUAAUACUUUGUCUGAGUCCUCUAACCACCCUUUCAAAGACCUAACAGGAUGAAGUUAGCGUGACUUCCUUCAGAUGUAGUUCAGGCAAACAGCUGGUGUUAAGACCAAGUGUACAAGGAAGAACGUUCAAAUGAGCACAGUAGCUACCUUGUGAGUGUUGAGGCUUUUCUGUUUCCCAAGUAAAUCAAUUGGAAAAUGAGGAAGUAGGCUGUAGCUGUUCCUCUAUUGCUGCAGCUUGGUGCAUUCCCUACCUGUGCUGUGUGAGCUUGCUUGUAGCUGCAGAGCAUGUGUUUUUUCCCAGUUGUGUUCUGAGGUGACUGAGGUCUGACUUCAGACUGUUAUUUGGACAACAUGUUUUGUAUCCAGGAAAGCAUGAUAGAUUUUUGGAAAUCUUGCUAUGCUCCAUGUUCUGAUACGUCUGCUCCCCUUCUGAUCAAGUACUCUGUUUCACUGCAUCUGAAACUGCUCCUUAAAACUGCUCUUCUGCACAGCAUCUGUGAAAACCAUCUUCUACACUCAGAUUACACUGCAAGACGAUGCCCUUCCACAGCUGGAUUAAUUCUGGAUUUCUAUAUAUGCAUUUUCCAUUCUUUUUAGUGAAUUCACAAGUUUAGAACGCUUGCAAGUGAAAACUUGUUUUUUGUGCACCUGAAAAAGAACAAAAGAACAAAACAUCUAUUUCAAUUGAAAUACUACUUACUUAUUCUCAUAUGUUAUGACUGUAUUUUGGGAGGUUAGAUCAAUUUUAGAUGUCCUGUAAGGCUUAACAAGUCCCUCUUAAGUCAGCUUAUGGUACUGUUUUGUGUCACAUCUGCAGACUCUCAGCUGAGUUCAGCUAUAUAAAUAAGCAUGAAAUGGCCACUGCUUUUGCUUAACCUGUCUAUUCUGCUCUCUUUCUGCAUUUACCUGUGUAAAAGAAAUCUUACCUACGCAAGUAUGCAGUGCUUGAAUUCUAGGUUACAAAUUUAAGUUGCAGAGUUGAAAAGGUUUUUUUAAUUGAGUUAUAUUCACAUCCACAUUUAGUGUUGUAGAGCCUUUCUAGAGUAAUGAGGAAAUUGCUGCCAUGGAGAGUUUAUGGUCCAGGGAAAAUUGUACUUGUUAGUGUGUGUUUGUGAGAGUAAAGGACUGAAGGAUUUGCAAGGAUGUAAUUUUCUUCCCUGUUUGUUGGGGUCUGACUUAAUUUUUCAUCCUCAAACAAAUUUUGCUUGAGGUGAGAUUAAGACUGUGUAUGACUGCGGGAAGGCUUAAAACUUUUAAGUAAUACAGUUGCUCCAGAAUGGGUUUGGGAAAGGAUUCUGUUGCAUAAGUGGAACCUGAGGUUUCCCUCUUGCCAGCGGCUCCUUUUGCUGCAGUGGAAUGUCACCCUGAUCCCUUCCCAUUGGCCAGGGAUGUUUGUCCAGAUGUUUGGCUCUUCCAUAAAAGAUGCAGAUCGCUGGACCCAGCGCGCAUUUGGGAAGUGCUGCAGCAAAGAAAAAUGACACAACGUGCUUAUUUGAUUAUCUUAUUUUUGUGUCUUGGAUUAAUGAAUCCAUUUGCAACUGGAAUGUUUAUGGACAAGCUUGCCAGCAAGAAGCUGUGUGCUGAUGAUGACUGUGUGUACACCAUUUCCCUUGUCAGAGCAGAAGAGGAUUAUAAUGCUCCAGACUGCAGAUUCAUUAAUAUUAAAAAAGGGCAGUUGAUUUAUGUUUACUCAAAACUAGUGAAAGAAAAAGAAUCUGGAGAAUUCUGGGCUGGAAGUGUUUAUGGAGAAGAGUAUGAAGACCACAUGGGGACAGUUGGUUAUUUCCCUCGCCAUUUAGUCUCAGUGCAACAUGUCUAUCAAGAAGCAAAUAAGACCAUUCCUACAACGGACAUUGAUUUCUUCUGUGAGUAGUGCUGAAGAUGGCUGGGGAAUCUCCAGGGUGCUAUCAAGAAAUGCUGACAAAGAAACAUGGAACCCUUCACUGAACACCAGCUUUUUUUUUAAUAGCUAAUUGUAAAAUAAGUUGUCUUUCAAGUGCAAAAGUUGAUUUAAAGGCAGUGAUUUGGGGUGGGGAAAACAGCCUUAUACAGAAUCUAUCCUUUAGAAAUUAUUUACCUGCAUAUACUUGUGAAUGCAGCUGUUAGCCUCUGCAUUAUUUUGAGUAGUAUAGAUUAUAUGUAGAAUUAGAUGUGCAAUCUUGACCUGCGUUUUCCUGCCUUAACCUUAUACUACAUAUUAAAUAAACAUUAAAAAAGCU